AUGACCCAAAUUAACACCGACGAUGCUAAGGCCCCGGCCUACACCCCCCUCGACCCCGUCGAGUGCGACAAGCCUGAGAAGCAAGAGCCAGCACACACAAGCCCCAAGGCGGAUUGCAUCAUCCACGGGCCCAGCCAAGUCCCUCUUGUGGACAACGAAUUGCAGAAGUCGCAGGCAGCGGAGAUCAUCCGCACUGUGACAGCAGCACUGACUGACAUCGCCGAUGAGAACAAAUGCACUAAGUGCACGGUGGAGAACAUCUCGACUCUACUCACAGGCCUCGUCCGCGAUCUCAGAACAGUGAAGCAGAGUGGUGCGUGGUCGAAGGAAGACAAGAAGGCUUUCAAGGCGGAGGUCAAGGCUUUGUUGAAGCCAGUCAAGAAGGAUGUGAAGAGCCUUUGGAAAGCGAACUAA
Molecule: messenger RNA, 414 nt
Organism: Penicillium paradoxum
Lineage: Eukaryota; Fungi; Ascomycota; Eurotiomycetes; Eurotiales; Aspergillaceae
Exons: 2
Coding region: 1-414 (137 amino acids)
Source: RefSeq, a predicted model, not a curated record